AUGGCAACCGCCGCAUGGCGUGCUUUAUACCUUCAUGAGAAAAAAGGCGGAAAGUGGCCUCUCAAAAAAGAACAAACAACGAUUGACCUCGAGCAAGAUCACAGGAAAUCUUGCAUGCUAUUCGUUGGUAGAAAUGAAAGCGAAGCUCAAGGUUUGAUUGAUCCUCCUUGCAGGAAAAACGUUUGUCCUCAUGAAGAAGUCGAGAUUGUGACUGUGAAACAACCUUGCGUGGAGCGAUAUACGAAGUACGUCCGGACGCGGAAACCGGGAUGCAAUGGACAGUUCAGGAGUUGCUCAGUUCGGAAACCAAAAAUCGUCUAUUUUCACUCCUACAAAAAAGUAAACCGAACGAGGCGGCACACGGUGGCCGAGUGUUGUGCUGGAUGGGUGCACGUUCCCGGAACGGAUGGAUGUCAACGAGGUGAGAACAUAGGUUUAUGA
Haemonchus placei is the source of this 441-nucleotide messenger RNA. NCBI's taxonomy places the organism in Eukaryota, Metazoa, Nematoda, Chromadorea, Rhabditida, Trichostrongylidae. The record is from the annotation of a GenBank genome assembly.